Molecule: messenger RNA, 5400 nt
Organism: Oncorhynchus nerka (sockeye salmon)
Lineage: Eukaryota; Metazoa; Chordata; Actinopteri; Salmoniformes; Salmonidae
Product: zinc finger MIZ domain-containing protein 1-like
Exons: 20
Coding region: 1-3036 (1011 amino acids)
Biological process (GO): protein sumoylation; regulation of transcription by RNA polymerase II
Cellular component (GO): chromatin
Molecular function (GO): zinc ion binding; SUMO ligase activity
Source: RefSeq, a predicted model, not a curated record
AUGGCAUGGGUGGUGAGCCGGGUGGCAGCGCAGCAAGGUUAUGACCUGGACCUGGGGUACAGGGUCCUAGCAGUGUGUGCUGCCAACAGAGACAAGUUCUCUCCCAAAUCAGCAGCCUUGUUGUCGUCUUGGUGUGAGGAGCUGGGUCGUCUCCUCCUCCUCCGUCAUCAGAAGAACAGACAGAACGAACCACCCCAGGGGAAGGUUCCUAUGCAGCUCACCAUGCACUCCAUGAAGCCCACCCUGUCACACAGUGAUGGGUCUUUUCCCUACGACUCAGUACCAUGGCAACAGAACACCAGCCAGCCGCCGGGUUCUCUCUCCGUGGUAACGACCGUCUGGGGUGUGGCCAACACCUCGCAGAGUCAGGUGUUGGCAAACCACAUGGCUAACAAUGGUAACCCCAUGAUCCCUGGCGGUAACCCCAUGGGUCAGGGGGGUAUGUCUGGGAACAACCAGGGGAUGAACUCACCCCAGUACCCAGGCCAGCAGCAGCAGUUCCCCAACAAGGGCCAGCAGAACCAGGCUUACAUGCAGCAGGACCUGUACGGACGCCAGGGCUACCCCGGGGGAGGAGGAGGCUUCGGGGGGAAUUACCCUGGAGGUCCUAUCUCUGGUCCUGGUGGCGUGGGCAUGCCCCCCCACUCUCGUCCCCCUAGCGACUUCACCCAACCUGCUGCUGCCGCCGCCGCCGCAGCCGUCGCCGCGGCAGCCGCCACUGCUACCGCCACUGCCACGGCAACUGUUGCCGCCAUGCAGCAGGACACUCAAAACAAGGACAUGAACCAGUAUGGACCGAUGACUUCGUCGUUCCAGAUGGGGCCCAGCCAGGCUUACCAGAACCAAUUCAUGAACCAGGGGCCAGGGGGUCCCAGGGGCCCUCCAUCCCUCCCAGGGAACAUGGGCCCCGGUCCGGGCAUGAACCCCUCCAACAUGGUCUCCUCCCACAUGGGAAUGAACCAUCCCCGGCCCCAGGGGAUGGUGCCCUUUGGAGGCCACGUUGCCCAGAGAAUACCCCAGCAGGGAUACCCAGGAUGCAGGCCUCAGGGUAUGGGCAUGCAGGGUGUGAAGAGACCCUACCCUGGAGAGCCUAACUACGGAGGGCAGCAGUAUGGUCCAGGACCGAAUGGCCAAGGGUUCCCUCAGCAGCAGAACCAGUACCCCACCCACACCCCCAACCCCUCCAGGCCACUCCCAUCCCCCAACUACCCAGGCCAGAGAAUGCCUGGUGGGCAGCAGAUCCAGGGCCAUUACCCCCCUCCUGGAGGGGCCAUGGGACAGUACUACAAGCAAGAGCCUUUCAACGGUCAAAGUAACAACUUCUCUGGGAGUGGAUAUCAGUACAGCCAAGGCAAUAUGAAUGGGCCUCCUCGACCGGUGGGUUACUACGCCCACUCCCCGGUGCAUGGCAACCCGACCCCGCCCAUGACCCCAGGAAGUAGUAUCCCUCCCUACAUGUCUCCAAAUCGUGACGUCAAGCCCCCCUUCCCGCCAGACAUCAAACCAAAUAUCACCGCUCUUCCUCCUCCUCCUCCAGCCAACCCCAACGAGGAGCUGCGUCUGACCUUCCCGGUGAGGGACGGGGUGGUCCUAGAGCCCUUCAGACUGGAGCACAAUUUGGCGGUCAGUAACCAUGUCUUCCACCUCCGCCCCUCCGUACACCAGACCCUCGUGUGGAGGUCAGAUCUGGAGUUGCAGUUUAAAUGUUACCAUCACGAGGACCGACAAAUGAACACCAACUGGCCUGCCUCGGUCCAGGUCAGUGUUAACGCCACGCCCCUCACCAUCGAGCGCGGCGACAACAAGACGUCCCACAAGCCCCUGCACCUGAAACAAGUCUGCCAACCAGGAAGGAACACCAUCCAGAUCACAGUUACCGCCUGCUGCUGUUCUCACCUGUUUGUACUGCAGCUGGUCCACAGACCCUCUGUACGAUCCGUCCUGCAAGGCUUACUGAAGAAGAGGUUACUGCCUGCAGAGCACUGCAUCACCAAAGUUAAGAGAAACUUCAGCAGCGUAGCGGCGUCCUCUGGCAACACGACUCUGAACGGCGAGGACGGUGUUGAACAGACGGCCAUCAAGGUCUCCCUCAAAUGUCCGAUCACCUUCCGGAGGAUCCAACUUCCAGCCAGAGGUCAUGACUGUAAACAUGUCCAGUGCUUUGAUUUGGAAUCCUACUUACAGUUGAACUGUGAGCGAGGAACGUGGCGAUGUCCUGUAUGCAAUAAAACAGCGUUGCUAGAGGGACUAGAAGUUGACCAGUACAUGUGGGGGAUUCUUAAUGCCAUCCAAAACUCGGAGUUUGAGGAGGUGACCAUAGACCCUUCGUGUAGUUGGAGACCUGUGGCCAUCAAGUCUGAUAUCCACAUCAAGGAGGAUCCAGAUGGACCCAUGGCCAAGAGGUUCAAGACCAUGAGCCCCACCCAGAUGACCCUGCCCAACGUGAUGGAGAUGAUCGCCCUGCUCGGCCCAGGGCCCUCGCCCUACCCGCCCCAACAGGGGGGCAACAACAGCGAAUACGGAAGCCAUGGUAACAGUUACCAGGGCCACAGCGGGGGCUUUGACUUCCCCCAUGGGAACCCUGGUGGUACGACCAUGAACGACUUCAUGCACGGCCCCGUUCUGUCCCACCCGCCAAACAUGGCACAGGACAAACCCCUCACACACAGCAUGCCUGACUCUAUACCUCAUCCUGCCAUCACUGACCAGUCCCACAACUUGUUACAGCAUAGCUUACACGCCCAAUCGCACCCCGGCAGCCAAUCGGGACAGCCAUUGCAUCACAGUGGACCUCCUCAGCCGUCACGACAACAGGCUCCGCCCCCACAGCAACAACAGCCCGGCCCUAACAAUCACCCUCUGCAGCACGGUGACCCCUUAGAGGGACUGGGUGGAGGGCUCCCAGAUAUGCCCGAACCUUCCUUGGAUCUCCUUCCAGAGCUGGCUAACCCAGAUGACUUGUUGUCUUACCUGGAUCCUCCAGACCUCCCGAGCAGUAGCAACGAUGACCUUCUCUCGCUCUUCGAAAACAACUGACUCUGAUUCUAGAUCAGUUCAUUUUAAAAAAUGUAUAAAAAAAAACACUUAUAGGACUGCCUGGAGUUGGACCUAUAACAUCUGACCUGAGACCCGCUCCAGUACUUGACAAACACAAAGAUGCACUCCCUUUCUCCUUUUCCUCUUGUACAGUUUGCAUUGAUUCUCCAGCAGACUGACUGACUGACAGACUGACUGAUUGGCUGAACAAUGUUUUAAAACUCAAAAAGACAUAGCAGGACAGGGUAGGGCAGUGAGUGAUGUCUGCCUCCCUGCAGCGCCCCCAUGUGACCAUCGAUGAUACCAGCUAUCUGAUAUUCAGUUCAUUUUAUAUGCCACCAGUGUCUGUGUGCACAUUUAGGAAAGUGUUGAUGCGUUUUUUUAAAUUCAUAUUUUGUUUCAUUUUAAAGAAAAAAAAGAGGAAUUAAUUAAAUAUAUAAGGGGGAAAAAACAUAUUGGAAAAACAAAAUGUCCUGCACUAUCUGGCCAGUGUGUGUAAUGUCCACGUUAUUGUUUCACCUUAUAAGACUCAGUGUCUCAGCUUCCCGUUGUCACAGUUACUGUUCCCGGGACUGGUUACUAUGUAUCACUGUCUGUCUGUCUGUCUGUCUGUCUGUCUGUCUGUCUGUCUGUCUGUCUGUCUGUCUGUCUGUCUGUCUGUCUGUCUGCACGUCAUGUGAAAGCACAAGAUAUAACAACACAUACAUCUCAAAGGGAACAAAACACAUUUAAAGUGACAGUUUUGUCUAACACUAGUACCAAAACAUUUAAAGUGACAGCUUUGUCUAACACUAGUACCAAAACAUUUACGAGAAAUGUGCGAUUUUUGGGGGAAUGUUCAACAGCUCCCACUUUAGUUUCAACAACAACGAAAAAAGAAAACAAACGUUUUGGUUCAAGUUUUUUUUGUUUUUGUUUUCUUUUGGGAAGUGGAGAGGAAGGAAUCUUCCCUUCUUCUUUUGGGAAGUGGAGAGGAAGGAAUCUUCCCUUCUUCUUUUGGGAAGUGGAGAGGAAGAAUCUUCCCUUCUUCUUUUGAAAUAAAGAGCGAUGGAGGAAACCAAGUGGAGGGAGAAGGCGGAGCCGCGGGGGGAUUGGAAAUUGGCAAUCAUCCUCUUCUAGGAGAGAGAGUCGACCCUACAACAUAGACAUUUAUAAUCUCCGAUCAGAGAAAUACAUCUUGUUUCUUUAUUAUCCUGGACAGAGUAGAGUCACCAAUUGAUUGAUUAAUUGAUAGUCAUCAAUGGUAAAGGAAAGCAGACGUGGGAGAAUGAUGUUUGUUACCAGGGUUUGGGUCAAUUUGAAUUAAAGGCAGUCAAUUCAGGAAGUUAACAAAAAUUCCAAUUUAAUCAUUAAUUCCAAUUAAAUAAUUAAAACAGGGCAUAUAUUUUCAAUUACUCUCAAUUAGCUGAAAAAGCUAUUUACCUAUGUCAACAUAUCACUUCCAGAAUUGAUUGACUUCAAAUUGAAUUGUUCCCAACCCUGUGGGUUACUAUUUGAGUUUCCUGUCAGGCCGAUAUCAAGCCAGUUAGAGCUCCUAUCUUAUCCGUCUUUCUUCUGUGCAUGCGCCCCCUGGUGUUGCUCCUCUCAUCAUUCUCUCUUCUCUUCAUGCACCGUCUGGUGUUGCUCCUCUUCCCAUUUUACAGAGCUGCGUCUCUAGCUCUCCCUUUUGAAUUCUGUUAUUAGUAAUAAUUUUAAAAAGUGCCAGGUGCCAGGCCCUUGUCUGGGGGUGUUCUCCCAGUAGUAAAGAUAGUGUGUGACUGAAAUAGCACGCUGUUCCCUGUAUAGUGCACUACUUUUGAGGGUACUAAGGUACCAUUGCUGACAAAUGUAUGGUGUGCUUUUUAAAGUUGCUGUUACCACCGCUUUCUGUCUUUCUGUGUGUCUUUUAUUCAACAGUAAUAUUGGAAGGGAUAGUGCUGUUAUCACAGCACACUGAUAUUAUAGGUUGAAAUUGGCUUCUUUUUUUGUUGUUUCUACUAGCUUUUUGUUGCUGGAAAUUGUGACUUCAUCAAACAUUGUGAAAAUGCUUAUCAUAACCAAAGAGGGAUUGGGAAGUGUGCUUGCGUGUGUGUGGUGUGUGUGUGUGCGCGUAUGUGUGCGUGCGUGCUUGCGUGUGUGUGUGUGUGUGUGUGUGUGUGCGCGCGUGUGUGGUGUGUGUGUGUAUGUGCUGGUAGUUAUCCUUCAUUUCAAAGAUAUGGAGGAAAACUAGCAGGGAUCAUCCGUCAGUCACCACUGUUGUAACGAACGCAGUACUGGAGCUGAAAGUCACGUUUGUUUUCAAGUUCACUUCAUGACAAGAGUGUUGUUGAGUAUGCAAAUGUAUUAUUUUUAAAGAAAAGCUAUUGUAAAUAUAAUUUGUGAAUA